AUGGUUUCUGUUGACCUCAGCCAGCCGUUUGACUACGUUGUCAUCGGCGGUGGCACCGCCGGUCUGGUGGUUGCCAAUCGCCUCACCGAAGACAGCAGUGUCCGGGUCCUCGUCGUGGAGGCCGGCGCAGACCGCACCGCCGACCCUCUGGUCCUCACACCAGGCUUGGUCGGCGCCUUGUACGGCAAGGAGGAGUACGACUGGAACUUCAUCUCUCCCCCGCAGCCGACCCUGAACAACCGCCGUAUCAACCAGGCUCGGGGCAAGAUGCUCGGUGGCAGCUCGGCCCUUAACUUCUUGAUGCUGCUCUACCCGUCCAAGGGCAACAUCGAUGCCUGGGCUGCCUUGGGUAACCCAAGCUGGAACUAUGACGCUCUGGCCCCGUACCUUCGCAAGUUUGCGACUGUUCACCCGUCGCCCCAGUCCGCCCGAGAUCUCCUUGGCUUGACCUACCUCAAUGAGGAUUUGGCCAAGGGGGACGGGCCCAUCCAGGUCUCGCACACCGAGGGUUAUGGCGUAACGAACAAGGCGUGGCUACAAACCUUUGCCGGCCUUGGCCUCGAGGCCGCGAGCGAUCCCCGCGAAGGCGGAGCGCUGGGCGCCUUCCAAAACCACGCGAGCAUCGACCCGGCCACCAACACGAGAAGCUAUGCUUGCACUGGAUACUACACCCCCGAGGUUGCCAAGCGGCCAAACCUCGUCGUGCUCACCGAGACCGUGGUAAACAAGAUCAUCUUCGACACAACGAGCGGUGAGGACGCCGUCGCCACGGGCGUCGAGAUUAUCACCAAGGACGGCCAGAAGAAGCAGGUUUCGGCCAGCACAGAAGUCAUCUUGGCAGCCGGUUCGCUGCAGUCACCUCAAAUCCUCGAACUCUCAGGUGUCGGUGGCCGCGACCUGCUCGGGAAGCACGGAAUCCCCGUCAUCGUCGAGAACCCCAACGUUGGCGAGCACGUCCAAGACCACCCCAUCGUCUGCCAGAGCUUCGAGGUCGCCGACGGCGUGCCCUCGGGCGACGUCCUGCGCGACCCCAACGUCCUCCAAGCCCUGGUUGGCAUGUACCAGACGGGCGGCGCCGGGCCGCUCGGCCAGAGUGUCAUCAGCGUCGCCUACUCGCCGCUCGUCGACGGCUCGGGCAUCGUCCCGGCCGAGGCCAAGGCGAGCCUCUUCGCCGAGCACGCACCGACCUUCGACACCCCCGAGGGCAAAGUCGCCCGCAAGCUGGUCGAGUCCCCCACCGAGGCCACCUUCCAAUACCUCCUUUUCCCCAGCCAGCCCUUCUCGCGCGGCAGCGUGCACAUCACCAGCGCCGACGUCCACGCCCCGCCCGAGUGGGACCCCAAGUACAACUCCAACCCGCUCGACAUGGAGCUGCUCGCGCGCGCCGUACAGUUCGUCGAGCGCAUCGUCGACCCGGCCACCCCCUUCGGCGGCGUCCUCAAGGCCGGCGGCCAGCGCCAGCCCGCCCUCAAGGCCGACGACCUCGACACCGCCCGCGAGAUCGUCCGCCGCCGCCAGAUCUCCGUCUUCCACGUCGCCGGAAGCUGCGCCAUGCGCCCGCGUGACCAGGGCGGCGUGGUCGACGAGCGUCUGCGCGUGUAUGGGACUAAGCGGUUGCGCGUGGUCGAUGCCAGCGUCUUCCCCAUUGAGCCCGUCGGUAAUAUCCAGAGUGUGGUGUACGCUGUGGCUGAGCGGGCGGCGGAUUUCAUUAAGGAGGAUCGUGCGCGGGCUUAG
Molecule: messenger RNA, 1734 nt
Organism: Chaetomium globosum CBS 148.51
Lineage: Eukaryota; Fungi; Ascomycota; Sordariomycetes; Sordariales; Chaetomiaceae
Exons: 3
Coding region: 1-1734 (577 amino acids)
Molecular function (GO): oxidoreductase activity, acting on CH-OH group of donors; flavin adenine dinucleotide binding
Source: RefSeq, a predicted model, not a curated record